Molecule: messenger RNA, 1530 nt
Organism: Histoplasma capsulatum G186AR
Lineage: Eukaryota; Fungi; Ascomycota; Eurotiomycetes; Onygenales; Ajellomycetaceae
Exons: 3
Coding region: 1-1530 (509 amino acids)
Source: RefSeq, a predicted model, not a curated record
AUGGAGAAUCGAUUCAGUGGAAGCGCUUAUUCUGAACACGAAGACGCCUCUAUUGAGUGUAUUCGUGGCCUUGCGAUCGACCACAGCAGAGCCCAACAUCUGCACGGUGGAGCAAAUACGCUUCAACCACAACAGUAUACAGCUCAAAACCCCUAUCCCCAGUCUGGAGCUUCCAGUGUAUCUGUCUACUCCCAAUCUUCGUCUGGCUCUCCAACCAAAGACACCUUUCGCUUGCUGACGCGUGAAAUCCUAAACAAUCCGCUGUUAAAAUCGGUCAAAAAUACAGGAAAGCCUGUUUUGAUGCUCGAUCCGGAGAAGUUCAAUCCGAUGCACUCGGUGGAGGUGCCGAUCGUAUACGAUAACGCGGGUAAUUCCAGCCGGUCUGCGGAAGGAUGUGAAAUAAUGUGGCCAUUUGGCCCAGAGACAUCUGAAACCGCGCCAGCAAUUCCACCAAAGGCGUUUUCAUAUCCAGUUGAUGCAAAUCACUACAACAGACGCCUCCCUAUUUCCAAGUCUGAGGGAAACAAUGUCAAGUCUCUCGAUGGUAAUACGAACUAUGACGACGCGUCAUAUGGUGAAGAUCGCUAUUACCAGGACUGGAAACCUUCAGCAAAUGUGUCCCCCGGGCGCCAGAAACAGCGAUCUCGAUCCCCAGAUCGAGGACGCGGCAGAGGGAGAUCUUUGUCUCCUGUCAAGAUCCUUGAGGAUCUUGACGAGAAUUCAAUACUCGAAUUUCUACCAAGCCCAAUGAAAAGGCCUCGAUCACCGCAUAAAAAGCUGUUCGGCGAAAAUGGUUGGCUAGGUCGCAGUCCUUCCUUGAAGGAAAGUCCCUCUGAGAAGAACAAAAGGCCUGGUUUCAAGGCGCUGGGUGAGAAGAUCAAACAGCGCGUUGAGGAUAUCACAGGAGACGUGAAGAAAUCCAAAGAACGGUUUCAAUCAACCUUCCCCAUUUCCUUGGACCCUCCAACCCAGGCAAAAUUGUACUCCGAGGUAGAGCUUAUGAUAUGUGUGACGGCCAACAAGUUCCUUCUCGACCAACACAAGGAGGGCCGCAUAUCGGUGGAAUCGGUUACCAAAGUCACCAAUUUCUGGGCGUCAAAGAAUCGUCCGCAGGUCGUGCAGUUUCAAUUCGACCAGCUCACCCAGCGUGACCUCGUCAUCUAUAACCUACGUACGUUCAAAUUUCAUGGCGAAUGUGCACAGAAUGUGGUAGCUCUCAAUGCCACCUUGCGUAAUUGGAAGGCGAUCGCCAAGGAGAUGAGUGUUCGUACCUUUUGCACUCCAGAUAGCGUCAUUAGAAAGCAUAUGCAUGAUACGCACAAGAUCCUGGAGAUGCUCGGCGCGCCGAUUGUCACCUUCCUCGCGUUUCAGGAGCUUCAGGUCAACACACUUUCGCUCAUGAAACAGGAGCAGGAGAAGAAGAUGCAAGCAAUGGGGAGGCAUGGUGUGACGAGAGAGUAUCAUCCACCUUCCCUAUCCCAGCGUGACAACGAAGAUAAAGGAAGAUCCUAUGGAGGUAACCGCGAGUGA